Messenger RNA from Telopea speciosissima, 594 nucleotides. RefSeq lists its product as uncharacterized. Bases 1 to 594 code for a protein of 197 amino acids. The transcript has a single exon. The record is from RefSeq and is a predicted model, not a curated record. Lineage: Eukaryota; Viridiplantae; Streptophyta; Magnoliopsida; Proteales; Proteaceae.
AUGAGGGUCGAGCUCCCUCGAGGUUUUAAACCACCUUUCUUUGAGGCUUAUGAUAGGAAGACUGACCCCAACAACCAUAUUAGUUACUUCAACGUGAUGAUGAUAGUAUACGACGGGUCUAACGUUGUGUCAUGUCACUCUUUCCCAACCUCCCUGAAGGGACCAACGGUGCUCUGGUUCGCCAAGCUAAAGCUCAACUCCAUAAGAAGUUUCACGGAGCUGGCCAGAGCAUUCGUGAGCCGCUUCCAAAGCAGUGUCAAGCAAAAAAAGAUGGCCGUGAACUUGUUAGCAAUGAAGAAGUGGCCCGAUGAGUCCAUACGGGACUAUAUCACUCACUUUAAUGGAGAAGCCCUAGAGAUCAAGGACCUAGAUGGUGGCAUGCCCUUCAAUGUGCUGCACAAUGGAAUAACCAACCUUGACCUAGUGAAAUCGCUCACCCUUGAAUCAAUCACCACCGUGUUCCAACUACUUGAUCAGUGCUAUCAGUACGCCAACAUGUUUGACAUCAUGAAGGCACGAAGAACAGUUGACCCCAAAGCAAAAGAGAAAGAAGAAAAGAAAGAUACCAAGAAGCCGAGGUUAGAUCGGUACUAA